AUGUAUUCAUUGCCUUUUGUUUUUCAGGCUGAUCAAUUAACUGAAGAGCAGAUAGCCGAAUUCAAGGAAGCUUUCUCCUUAUUUGACAAAGAUGGCGACGGAACCAUUACGACGAAAGAAUUGGGCACAGUUAUGCGCAGUCUCGGACAAAAUCCCACUGAAGCCGAAUUACAAGAUAUGAUCAAUGAAGUUGAUGCCGAUGGUAAUGGCACAAUCGAUUUUCCGGAGUUUUUAACAAUGAUGGCACGUAAGAUGAAGGAUACGGAUUCGGAAGAAGAAAUUCGUGAAGCAUUCCGUGUAUUUGAUAAAGAUGGAAAUGGAUUUAUAUCUGCAGCUGAGCUUCGUCAUGUUAUGACUAAUUUGGGUGAAAAACUCACUGAUGAAGAAGUUGAUGAAAUGAUUCGAGAGGCAGAUAUUGACGGAGAUGGUCAGGUUAACUACGAAGAAUUCGUAACAAUGAUGACGUCGAAAUAA
This is a messenger RNA of Adineta ricciae, 474 nucleotides long. The record is from the annotation of a GenBank genome assembly. NCBI's taxonomy places the organism in Eukaryota, Metazoa, Rotifera, Eurotatoria, Adinetida, Adinetidae.